Messenger RNA from Acanthamoeba castellanii str. Neff, 420 nucleotides. RefSeq lists its product as uncharacterized. NCBI's taxonomy places the organism in Eukaryota, Discosea, Longamoebia, Acanthamoebidae. The transcript has 5 exons. Bases 1 to 420 code for a protein of 139 amino acids. The record is from RefSeq and is a predicted model, not a curated record.
AUGUCCACGGCGCGUUGGCAAUGGCGGCUGGCCCAGAAGCGGGCGCACUACGAACUUCACUUCCUCAAAUCGCUCAAUUUCAGCUUCUGCCCUGCCAAUAAUCACCCCACCGUCGCAGCCCGGGCAUCCAACCCCGAUUGCGAAGUGACAGUGGAAGUCCUCGAGGACAUCAAGGCACGACCUUCCAUCAAGGCCGUCUACGAGAACGGCAUGGAAGAAGUGCUGGACCACGAGCAGCGCGUGGAGCACCUCGUCGACGAUUUCUGGAAGCGGAGGGAGCGCCUGCAGUUCUUCUCCGAGCUGCAGUUCUCAAUGAAGAACGAGGAGGAAGAGAACCCGUUCCUCAACGCCGCAGCCCAGGAGGAUGAAGCCAGAAAGAAGCAACAGCAGGCCAAGGGAGGAGCCAAGGGCAAGAAGUAA